AUGGUUCCUCUUGUGUGGACGAUACUCGAGGAAUUUGGGUAUAACCAUAUCCUACAGGAAUUGAAUGGCGACCAUGUCAACCGACUGGAGAACGUGAUGACGUUGGCGAAGGACGUGCACAGCGACUUUGAUGCGCUCGCGAUAUGGUUGGUCCCUUCGGACGAUCCAAAUGCGGAACCGAACACUUACAAAGUCGAGUCAUCCCUUCCGUUUCUCCUCCAGGCCUACCCAAGGGAUAAUUCUAUUGAGAAACCCGGUAUGAGCCUAGAAACCCGGGUCUACUGGGCACCCUGGGGUCCCAACGACUUUUGCUCACCGGCGCCCUUAUCACCAGGCCCUGACGGCUCUUCCGUGACUGAUCAAUGGUGGCCCGUAGAAUGA
Molecule: messenger RNA, 381 nt
Organism: Coprinopsis cinerea okayama7#130
Lineage: Eukaryota; Fungi; Basidiomycota; Agaricomycetes; Agaricales; Psathyrellaceae
Exons: 2
Coding region: 1-381 (126 amino acids)
Source: RefSeq, a predicted model, not a curated record